Messenger RNA from Moneuplotes crassus, 1261 nucleotides. The record is from the annotation of a GenBank genome assembly. NCBI's taxonomy places the organism in Eukaryota, Ciliophora, Spirotrichea, Euplotida, Euplotidae.
AUGGAACCAAGAAGAACUUCUAUGGUCUCUUCAGACAGUGAUGAGAGUCCUAGGAAACACCAAUUUAAGAAACAGAACAGUAUGGGUUCAAGUUUGUUCUUCGCAGCUGAUAGGAAGAAUACACAAAGCACAUACCUUCCUCAGGCAAGAUCAGGAAAUCUUUCAUUAUUUGAUGCGAAUAAGAAUGCCUUAAAGAGAGAUACUGGUGGUGGCAAUGCAUAUCAGAGUACAUUCAACAUCGGAAACCUAAAAGUAAUCAACACAAACCUUCCUGAAAACUUUGACGUGCGCCUAGUCCGUAAAUAACUAUCAAGACUCAGAUUCUUGUCAACUCUGUGAAGUAAAAUUCUCUUUGUUCACCAAGAAAAAAAGACACUGUAAAAGAUGCAGUAGGUGCAUCUGCAACGACUGCGGCAGUAGCAGAAGAAUCCUCUCCAGAAUAGACAAGAAGAAAUACAGAGUUUGUGACAGAUGAGACUUUAAACUUGAGAACUCUGAGUUUGAAAAUAACUAUAAAGGUAUUCUCAAGGCUGAGAAUGAGAAUAUUGAUAUCCAGAAAGCGAUCAUACAGAAGUUAUCAAAGGAUUUAAAGGAAGAUAUUUAUAUACCCAAUAAUGAUGAGGAGAGGGAGAAGGAGAAAUAAGGAUUUUGAUGAAAAGUUUAAAAAUGAUGUAGAAACCUUACAGUAUAUUAAUAGGAAUAAUACUCUUUAUCUGAAGAAUGUGAAGUAUGCUGAUAAAAGAAUUUCUGACUUAAAUGCUCAAUUAGAGGAUCUGAAAACUCAGAAAUAUUACUGUCAAGAAAAUCGUAAGAAAAAUGAACUCGAGUGAAAAGCUGUUGCUGACCAACUUAAAGUGACCCACAGUGAUUUUGAGAGAUUUAUGAUAAAUUUACAGCAAAGCUUGACUGAGGAAACUCUUGAGAAGGCAGAAGAAGAACCCCAAAACCUUACUCCACCACCAGCUCCUGUUAAUACAAAUGCCCUUAAUGCUGUCAGAAAAUCUAUAGAAAGACAAAAUUUGGGAGGGAGGCUUCAAGAAGAAGAGAAGUACUCUAAAGAAGAACCUAGCCAAAAGAAAAGUAAUUUCGACAAAGAAGAUGACAAGAAAAGAUUAGCAAAUAUUGAGAAAAUCAAAAAGAGAGAAGAGAACAUAAUUAUUGAAGAAAGAGAGAGUGAGUAUUUCGGCUCCCAAAUUUCCAAAAAUCCAUAAAUAUCAUUCAAAAUCCUCGCUUUUUGAUAAACAGCUUUCCCUGACUUAUC